UACGACAGUGAAAGUGACGCCAUACGUGUUUCUUAAUAUUUCAAAAUUGUUAAAAAAACAAGACAUCGUAACAUCGUCAAAUUAAUUUGUACUUUGAGCUGUGACUCACUCAUUAUUGAUAUCUUAAUGUGUUAGUUAUCAUUUACGAUAGUGUGAUUCGUGUUUCACUUGUUUAUUAAUAACCUCAAAUUCCGUUCUUUCCAUUAACAAUGGGAAACGCAGCGUCUUCAGCUUCUGCCUCCUCAGAAUGGUCCUCGACUUACUCCCAAAUCAAAAGUAAACAUGACGCCGCUUACAACGUAAUCCAAAAUGCUAUUACACUGGAAGAGCAAGAAAGGCCAGCUGAGGCAAUCGAACGCUACAAAGAAGGUAUCGCUUUAAUUGACAGCGCUCUCGCCAUCCAAGUUACAUGUCCAGAAAACCCAGACCUGACCUGGGAGAAAGCGGUAGUAAUGAUACAAAAAAUGAAAAAGACCAGAGGAGAAAUAAUGUCCAGAAUAACGUCCAUUCAGUGUUCGAAUGAUCACUUUGACCACAGAGAGCAGCCUCCAUCUUACGAGGAAGCUAUGGCUAGUACACCCACAGAAACGCCUCAGACAUACAGUGAUUUGGCAACUGCUUUAAAUCAGAUGACUGUGAGCAGUGUCAAUACGGAUACUGCUAUGGAGGCAGAGGUGGUGUAUAUGUAUGAAAAUGUUAAAUUAUACUUUGUUUCUGCCAGUGGGGAGGUGUCUUCGACUUUGGUGCCACAAACGUUGAAAAUUAUAUUGGUUGAAAGUAUGUGGUUGUGGUUGUUUGUUUUUCAGGUUUUAAUGAAUUUGUUUGUAGAUGAGGGUGAGAAUGUUCCAAGGGCGAUUUUGCAAAUUGGGGAUUGGGUGUACCCGCUUAUACCAGGAGUCUCGCCUUGUUAUAGAUCGGAUUAUGGGGCUUUUAUUUUACCUAAUAUCUAUGCAGAAACGCCAGGUUCGUCCAUUGGUAUCAUCCUUCCACCCGACGCAGACGCCGACGCUUACGACAUCCUCGAAAGCGUCCUUUAUGGCAUCGUCGGUGAAGGAAAACCAGCAGCAGCACCACCCAAAGAACUGAGCGAGAAAAUUUCCAGCGGGAUCGUCACAGGAGCGUCAUACCUAUCUCGAGGUCUGAUAUUCGGCGCAGAAAAAGUAGGAAACUUAAUAAAUCAAAACACCCCGAAACUCAUGAAUCGGAUGAGUAGCGCCGAGCAGCCCACCGAAAUUCCAAACAAAGUAGUCAAAGGCAUGCAGAUCGCGGAAACUGCUACCAACAAAGCAGCCAAAGUGACCGGAUACGUUGCUGAACAAGUUGGCGUUGCUACAGUGAAACUAGGGCACUUUUUGGCCCCCCAUAUCCAGAAACAAGGUACCCGACUUCUCACUUCUGGAUUUAAGAUGUCGCAAGAGGACGCUAGUGCUAAGAUGAAGGGAGUUAUGACUGUGGCAGCCGGUGCUGUAGAAGGGUUUUCAACUGUGUAUUGUGGCUUGGAACACUCUGCCCAGAUCCUGGGUCAGAGUCUGAAGGAAAACACAGUGAAAGUUGUCCAGCACAAGUAUGGACAUCCAGCUGGAGAGUUCGCUGGUGAUACCAUAAGUACCAUGGGUCACGUCAUGCACAUCAGUCACAACGCGAAAAUCAUACAACCCAAGUAUUUGGCGAAACGGUCCGUGAAAGAGGCAGGCAAAGCCAUGAUUAAUAAGUAUAAAGUGAAGGGCGAGGGUGAGCCCAGCACGUCUUACGACGCGGAGAAGUCAGAAAAGAGCUACAACGGUGACUUGGAGAAACAUGACAAGUCUUAAUUUUAUUGUUUUUAUAUGUAAUAGUUGUUAAACUCAUAAAUCUUGCAUAAACCAUGGUAUCUGUGAUAAUUAAAUAUAUAUUAGGUGGGUGCUAAACGUGAAAAUAAAAUAUUUUUUCCUUG
This is a messenger RNA of Zophobas morio, 1933 nucleotides long. RefSeq names its product protein spartin. The record is from RefSeq and is a predicted model, not a curated record. Gene Ontology annotation, cellular component: plasma membrane. Bases 210 to 1811 code for a protein of 533 amino acids. Lineage: Eukaryota; Metazoa; Arthropoda; Insecta; Coleoptera; Tenebrionidae. The transcript is spliced from 5 exons. Gene Ontology annotation, biological process: negative regulation of BMP signaling pathway; cell division.